Messenger RNA from Papilio polytes (common Mormon), 3647 nucleotides. RefSeq names its product E3 ubiquitin-protein ligase BRE1B (gene Bre1). The coding region runs from base 201 to 2801 and encodes 866 amino acids. Gene Ontology annotation, cellular component: HULC complex; nucleus. Lineage: Eukaryota; Metazoa; Arthropoda; Insecta; Lepidoptera; Papilionidae. Gene Ontology annotation, molecular function: metal ion binding; ubiquitin protein ligase activity. The transcript is spliced from 17 exons. The record is from RefSeq and is a predicted model, not a curated record.
UCGGCUCUAUGGAAAGAUGGUUAGUUGGCUGAAGUGAAACGGGUGGAGAUUAAAGGCAUAUUCACGUACACUAGUAUUUUUGUAACAUAAAUUCUAAGAAAAUGUUAGAAGUAUUCAUAUACAAUACAUACAAUAUAUCUUUAUCCUCAUUUUUGUAAUUAAAUUAUUAAUGAAUUGUCAAUAUUGACAAACAGUUCAAGAUGUCGAAGCGGUCGGCAGACGAUGGUGGCAAUGGCAGCAGCCAGCCACCGAUCAAAAAGGUUCACUUUGAACCUCAUCUCAUUGGGCCAGUAUCUACUCUUGAAGAAAUGGACAUCAAAGUCCUUCAAUUUCAAAACAAAAAAUUAGCCCAGAGAAUAGAGCAAAGGCAUAGAUGUGAAGCAGAACUUCGAGCAAGGAUUGAACAGCUUGAGAAGCGUCAGACACAAGAUGAUGCUGUCCUGUGCGUUGUGAAUCGAUACUGGAAUUUGUUGAAUGAGGACAUACGAGUUCUGUUGCAGCGCUUUGACGCUGAAACUGCUGAUGAAUCAGAGAAUAAAAAUGAGAAUGAAGCAACCACUUCAUUCUUAAUGCAAUUAUCAACAUGGGAUAAGGAGGAGUUGGAUGCCCAAUUAGCUAACAGAGUUCAAGUUAGCAAGAGAGCAGUUGCCAAAGUUUUACAGGCAUUUGAUCGGUUACAGCAGCGGAAUGAUAAGAUUUGGAGGGCAAUCAAGGGAGAAGGAGAAGAAGGUGCACCUGCACCAUCUCUGGAUGAAGUGGUGCGUGCGACUAAUGAGGAAGUGACAGUGGAAAAUCGUCGCCUUCAAGCGAUAUGUACUUCGUUACAAGAAAACCAUCAUGCUAUGACACUACGAGUGGCUCAGCUGCAAGAUGCUGUGAACAGUCGGGAUACAGAGAAUGCAGAACUAAAGAAUCAGAUUGAUGAUUUGCAGUAUGAACUUAUGAAGGUGAGAUCAAGGAAUGAUAAAUUAGAGAACCAUCUAGCGGAGGCUAUAGAGAAGCUGAAGAGCUACCAUCAAUCUGGCGCCAGCACCAGUAGCAGCAGCGCGGCGUCUUCGGGGAGCACGCCACUCACAGCAGCUGCAGCCGCCAAGCUGGAGGAUGUGGCUGCAGAGCUGGAAGAGCAGAGGGAACUGGCCAACAACCGACUUGCAGAACUUGACCGCUUGCACAGGCAGCACAGGGAUACUCUUAAGGAAGUUGAAAAACUUAAGAUGGAUAUCCGCCAGUUACCUGAAUCAGUGAUUGUAGAGACGACAGAGUACAAGUGCCUGCAGAGUCAGUUCUCGGUGCUGUACAAUGAGUCUAUGCAGAUGAAGACCGCGCUGGAUGAGACUCGCAUGCAACUGCAGAACGCCAAGAACCUACACAUGAGACAGAUCGAGAUGAUGGAGAGUGAGGAGUUAGCAAGACAGAAAGCUCUCCGAGCAGAGAUGAUACAAUUGGAAGAUGUUCUCGGCCAGCUGAGGAAGGAAUAUGAGAUGUUGAGGAUAGAAUUUGAGCAGAACUUGGCUGCGAACGAGCAGACGGGGCCCAUCAACAGAGAGAUGCGGCAUCUCAUCACCUCCCUGCAGAACCACAACCAGCAGCUCAAGGGUGAAGUGUCCAGGUACAAGAGAAAAUACAAGGAUACAAGUCAGGAAUUAAAUAAACUCCGCAAGGAGACGGAGGAGGCGGCCGCGCGCGGCGGAGCCUCCACCAGCGACCAGCCGGACGAGAAGCCGCUGCCUAUAAAGAAGGAGGAGCCUGACCCUGAUGGCGAGGAGGGCGGCGUGGGCGCGGUGGGCGCGGGGGGCGCGGUGGGCGCGGCGGGCGCGGCGGGCGCGGUGGGCGCGGAGAAGCCGGCCAGCAAGGAGCAGGCGCGCGGCAAGCUGCACGAGCAGGACCAGAUCAUCAAGGAGCUCAAGCAACAGCUCAAGAAGGCGGUGAACGAACAGAAGGAGCUGAAGCUGCUGCUGGACAUGUACAAGGGCGUGGGCAAGGAGCAGCGCGACAAGGUGCAGCUGAUGGCAGCGGAGCGUAAAGCGCGCCAGGAGCUGGAGGACCACCGGCAGAAGGCCAAGAUGGCACAGGAGAGCAAGCGCGAGCGGCGCAUGGCGGACGAGGACGCGCUGCGCAAGAUCAAGCAGUUGGAGGAGCAGAAGUACGAGCUGCAGAAGCAGCUGUCCUGCGCGCGCCCCAACGCCGACCCGCUGCACGCCUUCUCCAGACCCUUCGCCGGAUCACAGGAGGAGGAGGCGCUGCUGAACGAGAUGGAGGUGACGGGGCAGGCGUUCGAGGACAUGCAGGAGCAGAACCUGCUGCAGGCCACGCUGUCGGCGGUGGAGAAGGAGCUGCUGCUGCGCCAGCAGGCCAUGGAGAUGCACAAGCGCAAGGCCAUCGAGUCCGCGCAGUCCGCCGCAGACCUCAAGCUGCAUCUCGAGAAGUACCACGCGCAGAUGAAGGAGGCGCAGCAGGUGGUCGCGGAGAAGACGAGUGCGCUCGAGGCGGAAGCGUACAAAACAAAAAGAUUACAUGAGGAGCUGGCGAUCCUGCGGCGCAAGGCGGAGCGCAUGAAGAAGAUGGAGCAGGCCGGCAGCAGCAUGGACGAGGUGCUGCUGGAGGAGAUCCGCGACUACAAGGAGACCCUCACCUGCCCCUCCUGCAAGGUGAAACGCAAGGACGCGGUGUUGACGAAGUGCUUCCACGUGUUCUGCUGGGACUGCCUGCGCACGCGCUACGAGACGCGCCAGAGGAAGUGCCCCAAGUGCAACGCGGCCUUCGGCGCCAACGACUACCACCGCCUCUACCUCUCCACCUAGGCACCACUGCCUGUGACCUGCUGGAAGCAGCCCGCCACACACCCUCGGUUCUGACAGUUGAACAUAAGAACUGUGCGUGUACACAAUACUUUAACUGUUACUGGCAAAACUUAAUUUAAUUUACAGUCAACUUUAUUUAUCAAAUUUUUAUCUGACAGAUAAAAUAAACGGUAAAAUUUUUAUGCCUUUAACUUUAACUGUCAGAUAAAACAUUAUCUUUCAGUUAAAGUUUUAUCAGUUAUAGUUUGCCAGUUAACUUUAAGUUAACCUAUACACACUGUUAACUGAACAGUUCGAUUCUUCGGUUAAAACUGUCGGUACUGUAAGUUUGUGCGUCUAUGUAUCUGAGGAUGAAGUUUAAUUUAUAUGCCUGAAUGUCUCUCUUCUGUGCCUUGAAAUGCGAACCAAAUGUAUGGAGAUAAUUAAAUAAAUCACUUCUCUGUCAGCUCUAUAGAUAACCGCGACAAAGUAUACGUCCUUUCAAAUAUCUUGUCGGCUCAAGGCUAAAAUGUUCCGAGCCCUCAAGAUGUUUGAAUACCUCUAUACAAAAUAUGCCUUCAUGUUUUAAGCUAUGUACAUAACGCCCGGUUUCGUUUAUACAUUGUUGUAUAUAUUUGAUUUGCGAGAUAAUUGUAAACAAGGCGAAUAUUUGCUAUGAUCUCACAGCAUUAGCUACUUUUUAUUUAAUACCUGAGCGAGUUAGUGUAUUUAAAAAGCAGUAUUGAACAAAAAUCAUUAAUUUUUAAUAGUGUCCUUGUCGGAAAGUGAGUGGUUUUAUUAUUUUCAACCUUUUAAAAAGAACUUUAUAAAGUUUAAGAACUUGUCCCACCAAAUCGUAAAUUGUCU